UAAGUGCCGUGUGACGUCACUGUCUCGCGAGAUGUGACCGGCGAUGCUGGGAUUUGUUGUCACCGGGGAGCUAAACGUUAACGGAGCUUUUCAAUCAAUGCAGUCAGUUUCCAUGAGACCCGCCUGUCACUCCUGAUUCCAGAACCUCCCCCUCCCACACACACGCUGUGACGAUAUGGAGUUGCUGGCGGAGACCAUUGUCAAUCACGCCGUGGCAAUCAUCCAUUUAAUUAGUGGGGAGGGGGAUGGUGGUGCGUCACGUGAUUGUUUAUGUACGGAUGUCAGGAGGGAUGACAGGCUGCUCAUAGAGAGAAUCAUUGCACAUGCUAGCCACAUUAUCCAGCUGCUGGCCACCGGAAAGGUUUCAGCAUCCUCUGAUAAAGUCAAGUUCAGAUUCCCUGCCGAGACAUUAGAAGAAGAUCAGGAGGAACCGACUACAGAAACGAACAAGUCCAGAAAUUCAAACGAAUUUAAAAAUCAGAAUACAGGGGUGAAAGAAGAUCCAAAGGGGCUUGAGAAUGGGCAGCAUCUGAAAAGUCCAGUGGAAUCUUCCCCAGAUGGAACUGAAGAAAGAAGUAAUGUUGAAGUACAACCGAUGCCUCUUUAUUUGCCAAACUGGAAAAUAAAAAUAAAUAGAUUCACUCCAUUGCAUCGGACUAAAAAACUAUGGAAUACACCUAAGUCCAGACGCAAACCAGUGCAGCUGUCAUUAAGCCCCACAGUGGAACCGCCUAUCUAUUGCAGCCAAAAUCCCCUGAAUCCUCAGUGGGAAGAAAUAAGUGGGGCACCUGCCUUUUUGAAUCAGAAUAUAAAACUAGAGACAAACAUGGUGAACAUUAGUAAUGGGCUGCAAACAAAGAAAUAUAAGAACAGAGAAUUUUGUACCAUCAAAGAUGAAUUGAUGGUAGGAAAUAAUAUAGAGCAGAUUCAAGACACAUAUUUAAGGCACAUGAAAACUUUUGUUGACAGUUUAACUUAUGACAGCAACCAGUCAGAUGAGAGACCAUCGGGGAUGUCUAAUAGGGAAAGUUGCAGCAGAAUUUCUCCACUAUCUAGAAAUAGACCAGGAAAAUUGUCAUCAACCUCUUUGCAUAAGAAAGCAAUGGCACAAGAAAUCCUCAAUGAAGAGGUCCCUUAUGCAGUUACUGAAAGCGGAAAGAGUUUUGUCAUCAGUUCGGACGUUGUGAAUGUUCAGAUAUCCCAUAGCGGAGAGAAGUCCCAUAUUUGCAGUGAGUGCGGGAGUGGCUUUGUCAGCAGCUCAAGUCUUGUUAAACAUCAGAUUAUCCACACAGGAGAGAAACCGUACACAUGCAAAGACUGUGGUAAAAGCUUCAGCUUCAAUUCCAGCCUUAUCAGGCACCAGCGAGUUCACACAGGAGAAAAACCAUAUGUUUGUAAGGAGUGCGGUAAAAGUUUCAGUAUAAGCACCACUUUGGUUAGACACCAGCGAGUCCAUACAGGAGAGAGGCCGUAUGCCUGCCGGGACUGUGGGAAAAGGUUCACUUGUAACUCUCAUCUGGUUAUACACCAGCGACUCCAUACAGGAGAGAGACCUUACACCUGUGUGGAAUGUGGGAACUGUUUCAGCAAUGGUUCUGAUCUUGUUAAGCAUCAGAGGACACACACUGGCGAGAGACCUUAUUCUUGUAGUGAGUGUGGCAAAUGCUUCAGUAUUAUCUCUAACCUCAUAACACAUCAGAAGGGGCACAAUGGGAAAGGUCCAUGUAAAAAGAGUCGAGUUAAGUGACCACUGACAUCAGCACUUUGGUUACAUGACUGUUGUUUCAUGUAGGGCUGCAUUUCACGGUUCCCCUGCAAUUUUCUUUUUAUAUCAUAAUGCAGUUGUGCGUUUAAUGGUCUGUUUCUCACCGACGCAGAGCAGACAUAUCUUAAAAGUGGCAGCUAUUUUAUAGACUGGAAGAAGCAAGCCUGUACCUUCAGUGUGAUAGAGGCAGGUUGCGCACCCUUUCAUUGUUCUCUCUCCAAUCUGUGGGCCAUGUGACCUUAGCAAGCAAUCCUAGUAAAACUAAACAUUGUGCAUAUGAACCUAAUAGAAAAGGCUUUACACCUUUAAAGGAGAACUUAAAGGGAAACUGUCAUGGGAAAAAAAUUUUUUUCAAAAUGAAUCAGUUAAUUGUGCUGCUCCAGCAGAAUUCUGCACUGAAAUCCAUUUCUCAAAAGAGCAAACCGAUUUUUUUAUAUUCAAUUUUGAAAUCUGACAUGGGGCUAGACAUAUUGUCAAUUUCCCAGGUGCCCCAAGUCAUGUGACCUGUGCUC
Xenopus laevis (African clawed frog) is the source of this 2277-nucleotide messenger RNA. Its product is annotated as zinc finger protein 3. The coding region runs from base 176 to 1747 and encodes 523 amino acids. The transcript is spliced from 5 exons. Lineage: Eukaryota; Metazoa; Chordata; Amphibia; Anura; Pipidae. The record is from RefSeq and is a predicted model, not a curated record.